Closterium sp. Naga37s-1 is the source of this 1869-nucleotide messenger RNA. The record is from the annotation of a GenBank genome assembly. Lineage: Eukaryota; Viridiplantae; Streptophyta; Zygnematophyceae; Desmidiales; Closteriaceae.
AUGGUCGACCCUGUAGUCGAACCAGGCGUAGAAGAUACCCUGCAGGCGAGAGAGGCUGUUCGCGCACGCCACGAGGCUGGCGGGUACGGCGAGGCGGACCUGGAGAUUCUGCUCCUUAGAACUCGUGCGCUGUGGGCGCGUGAGCAUCCCCCUCCCCGUGCAGAAGCGGACCGUGCGUCCGCCUCUCCCCGAACCGUGCACAACGAAGUCGUGAAGUCGUGCAGACUUCGAGUGGAUGCUGGCUACCAAGCGUGGCAGUACAUCAUGCGCACCUACAAAGCGACCGACGACCUCUACAUCAGUCAACUGGAGAAGAAGUUGACCAACAUUCGUAUGGGGGAGCAGGAAUCGGCGACCGAGUACUGCAAUCGAGCACGGCGAGUUUUGGCCAAUCUGCGGAUGGCCGGCGUCGACUACUCGGUGGCGUCGUAUGUCACUCAUGUCAUCAGUGGCCUCCCCUCGGGCUACAAUCUAAUGCGCCGGAUGCUGACAAUUCCCGGCACGCGCGAGAUUCUGAACGAGGACUCGUUUUCGACCCACAUCAUCCAGGACGAGUUCAUGCAGGAGUUUGAGCGACCUGCAGAACUGCUUCCGCAUGCCAACUACGUCGCCCCGGCGAAGCAGGGACGCCAACAGGGGCAGCGUGGGCAGUCUGACGGAGGCGGUGGCUGGAAGUCGUCGAACGCAAAAUCGACGGGAGCGGAGGGCGCCGACCGCGGAAAGUCGGCGAAAGGAGGUGAUCGCGGAGGCGGUGGCUCGCGUCGAGAAGGACGCCGUUGCUACAUCUGCGAUGCUCCCGACCACCUCUCAUGGUGGCCGUCGUCGUCGAGACAACCAGCCGCGCAACGAGAAGCAGGCGUCGAAGACGUCUUGACGAAGGAUGCUGACUCCUCUGGCGGCAAUGCUCUUGGCGAGGAGGCUUCGUGCUCGAUGGUCGGCGUGGUGGAGCCGACGAUCUCGCUGGCGCUGGAGGCUGGCGAAGACUUCAAGGCGGUCGCUGCUGCUGUGCAUGCCAAUCUGACUGUCGUGCUGCUUGACAGCGGCUGCUCCCAUCAUCUGAUGGGUAUACAGGAGGCCUUCGUCGACAUGCAGCCGAGCGGCGACGUGUGCCAUGUCCGCGGCUUCAACGGGGCAAUUCAGAGCGUCGAAGGCAGAGGCACCGUUCUUCUGCAAGGGGAGGCCGGGAAGCAGUUCCUCGUCCCCGACGUACUCUACAUUCCGGGUGUUCACGCAAACCUGCUGUCUGCUGGCCAGCUCAAGGAGAACGGCGUGAAGCUACAGGACGACGGCGGAGAGAUGCUGCUGGUGUCUUCUGCCGGCAAUGUCCUUGGUCGAGCACGCUACUCCGGCAGAGUACUCUGCACCGACCUGCACCCCUGCUCGACGAAGUCGACGACGACUUCGACGGAGGUUGUGGCUCUGCGGACGAUCGCGUCUGCGACGAAGUCGACCCCGGACAUGUGGCACGCUCGACUUGCGCACGUCGGCGUCGACACGAUCAAGAGCUCGGCGAAGCAUGAGGUCGCUGCCGGUCUGGACAUCAAGAAGUCAACCGCAGAUGAUCUGCCGAAGGCUCGUUACGUGUGGGUGAGGCCGAUCGCGAAGAAGAGCGACGUGCUGAUCGUCUUCGAAAUGUGGCUGAAGGUGGUGGAGCGGCAGACUUCGAAGACGGUGAAGAUGCUGUGUUCUGACCGCGGAGGGGAGUUCCUCGGUCGCGCCUUCACUGACCUCGUCGAAGACAAGGGCAUCCUCCACAAUCUGACGUGCCCCUACACUCCGCAGCAGAACGGCAUGGCAGAGCGGGAGAUGCGCACGGUCGUCGAGGCCGUGCGGACGAUGCUUCUGCACAUGGGCGUGAAGGAUCACUAG